Molecule: messenger RNA, 1916 nt
Organism: Brassica rapa (field mustard)
Lineage: Eukaryota; Viridiplantae; Streptophyta; Magnoliopsida; Brassicales; Brassicaceae
Product: zinc finger protein CONSTANS-LIKE 1
Biological process (GO): regulation of photoperiodism, flowering; regulation of flower development
Cellular component (GO): nucleus
Molecular function (GO): zinc ion binding; DNA-binding transcription factor activity; protein binding
Source: RefSeq, a predicted model, not a curated record
GUUGCCACAUCCGCUUGACCGACUUGAUAUGCAAGCAAACAAAAUCAGGACAUUGCCAUGUUAUCUUUUAAAACAUCACUAAAGAAGAUAACAUCAUACAAAGAUGACAAAUUAUUAAGAGACAUCACUUUCUUAACAAUGCUAAACACUUUCCUUUAAUAGAAACACGGAAACUUUAUUUUAAUACAUUCCGAAAAGGUGCCAGCUGCAAUCACCUAUAUAUGGAAGUAUGGAACCAUGAUCAUGAUGCCACGCCUCUGGUAAUCAUGGUCUUGUUGAAAACCUGGACAGUUAAAACAUGAAUACGUCAAGAAUCAAGAUAAAACACUCAAAAGAAACAAAGUUUCCAGGUUUACCAAAAUAGUAAUAUAUAGACAAUACGAAAAUAGUUUUGAUGCAUCGUAUCUGUAACGUCACACGAUCCAUCACGGGCCAUAACCUAGGCAACAUGUUAAUGGGUCAUAUAUGGAGAGAGUAGUAAACUCUUGGUGUAGCUUUCUUCUCCAGUGUUGAUAAGAUAUAAGAAGACUAUUACUUUUUUCAACUUUUUCCUCAGAGAGUUGAUGAUUCCAAAAGCCAACGUCACCAUCUGUGGACUGGACCCUAUACACAGAAACUCAGCCAGCCACAAGAUAAUCACACAACUUUUCAAGACCACUAACUUCUCGCCAAGUGUAAGCCCCUCCAAGGUUCUAUCCUUUCCUUUUGCCUUCUUAGUCCCUUGCCUUCAUUUACAAUCUUCUCUCACCAACAACAAACUAGUACCAUCUGAAUUAAAACAUGUUGAAACAAGAGGGUAACUGGGCACAAACCUGUGACACAUGCCGAUCAGCCGCAUGCACUGUCUACUGCCGACCUGACUCUGCCUACUUAUGCACCAGCUGCGAUGCUCAAAUUCAUGAAGCCAAUCGUCUUGCUUCCCGCCACGAACGUGUUAGAGUCUGUCAAUCAUGUGAGAGAGCCCCGGCUGCCUUCUUCUGCAAGGCAGAUGCUGCUUCUCUAUGCACGGCUUGUGAUUCACAGAUUCAUUCCGCAAAUCCACUUGCUAGACGCCACCAGCGUGUUCCAAUCCUGCCAAUCUCUGGUUCCAUGGUCACUAACCAUUCGAGUGAGACGACAGAGGCAGAGGACAUAGUGGUGGUGGGUCAAGAAGAAGAAGAUGAAGCAGAGGCGGCUUCUUGGUUGUUGCCUACUUCAGUUAAAAACUGUGGUGACAACAACAAUAACAACAACAACAGUCAGGACAAUAGGUUCUCGGUUGGUGAAGAGUAUCUGGACCUUGUCGAUUACAGUAAGUAUCAACAAGACUACAACGUACCUCAGAGGAGGAGCUAUGUGGCAGAUGGGGUUGUUCCACUUCAGGUUGAAGUAUCAAAGAGUCUGAGUCACAUGCACCACGAGCAACACAACUUUCAGUUUGGUUUCACCAAUGUCUCCUCAGAAGCUUCCCCAAUUCAUAUGGUUAGUCUUGUGCCAGAGUCAACAUUGAGUGAGACAACAGUUUCAAACCCAAGAUCGCCCAAAGCGGCAACGGAGGAAUUACCUGAAGCCCCAGUUCAGAUGCUGAGUCCAAUGGAGAGAAAGGCUAGGGUGAUGAGGUAUAGAGAGAAGAAGAAGACAAGGAAGUUUGAGAAGACGAUAAGGUAUGCUUCAAGGAAAGAGUAUGCAGAGAAAAGACCAAGGAUCAAAGGCCGGUUUGCAAAGAGGAACGAAGUUGAUGCAGAGGAGGCAGACAAAGCUUUCUCCUCAAUGGUCAUGUUUGACACAGGAUAUGGAAUUGUUCCUUCAUUCUGAUAAUACUCGUAUGGUUUAACUAGAUUCCAUGCUUGUAGUUAUCACCACUGUAAUGCAAAUAGGUCUCUAUUUUUGUCUAACUAGUACGAAUUAAUUAGAUAUAUUUUUAUUUUGCUGUUGUA